AUGUCUGGAACCAUUGACAAGAACGAAACCGAAAUCACUCAUGAUGCUAACAUUAAUAAUGAUCAUAGAAAUAAUAUAUUUUUAUCAUCUGUAGCAUCUGUAACAUCAACAACACCAGAAAAUGACAUAUCGAAAUACACAAAAUUCGCGCAGAAACUCGAAAAAGAUCCGAUUUCGUAUUUGGAUCGAUAUUAUCGAAAGUUUUAUUUUCUAGAUCCAGAUAAAGAAAAACAAGAAGAUUUUUACAUAUAUCGACCUCCAAACGGUCUAUGUGUACUGGGAUUAGCUCCUACUCAUCCACUAAUACAAGAAGCUUCGAAGUACCCCCACUCCAAUUCGUCCACGACUGAAAACUUAGAGAAAUCAAUAACUGUUUCCAUCGCAUUCAACCAAAAUGUCAUAUCGUUAAUUGGAAAGAAACAUCGUCCUUUUCGACCAAAUAUUAAUCUUUCAAUAAUAAACCACGACAAAAACACGUCCACAUCCAUCACAGUAAAAGAAGACAAAAAACACGGGGAUAUCAAAGACUUUAUCACAAAGAAUCCAAAAUUCGAGAACUACGCAUUAAACAUCAAGUUUCCCGUGACAGGUUUCUUGGUAGACUGGAACGGGAAAAUUGUUGAUAAUCCCGCGUAUUUAUUUGAAAAACCCUCUUCUGAAGGAUACAUCGCAAUAAUAAAGCCACAAAAACAUAGUCCUCCGGAACUAGAAAAUUGGGUGACCGAGGCUGAGUACAAAAAAUUACGAUUUGGUAUCAUCGUUUCCACGGAAGAACCUAACGACCAAUUUAUAGUAGAUGAGCAAGUGAGCAGUAUCACAACCACCGCAAUCCAUGAGAACGCCAGUAUUAUAGAAACGGAUGUAACGGACGAGGAUAUAAAAUAG
This is a messenger RNA of Ambispora gerdemannii, 885 nucleotides long. NCBI's taxonomy places the organism in Eukaryota, Fungi, Glomeromycota, Glomeromycetes, Archaeosporales, Ambisporaceae. The record is from the annotation of a GenBank genome assembly.